Messenger RNA from Silurus meridionalis, 1661 nucleotides. RefSeq lists its product as uncharacterized. The transcript is spliced from 5 exons. The record is from RefSeq and is a predicted model, not a curated record. Bases 66 to 755 code for a protein of 229 amino acids. NCBI's taxonomy places the organism in Eukaryota, Metazoa, Chordata, Actinopteri, Siluriformes, Siluridae. Gene Ontology annotation, biological process: response to bacterium.
UACUUGAUGGUUCUGUGCUUAAGUGUACUUAUUUAUUUAUUAUGUGCUGACAGACGAAUGUAAGAAUGUCAAAAUGUAAAAUAACAUGUAAGAAGUGUAUUAAAUUCUAUAGCAGAAGAGAAGGACAGGAUGUAGGGGCUGAACCAGUAAAAGUGGAAGGCUUGAAAGUCUCUGUUCACAGGUUCAGAGGAGGGAGUGUGUUAGAAAUGGCAAAGUAUUUUCUUCUGUUUACUCUGCAGCUGCUGUUUGGUCUCAUUAGGCCGAGUCUCCUUCAGAACAUUUCAGCUGAUCUCAUAUCUGUUUCUCCAGGAGCAAACAUCACUCUGCUCUGUAACAUCACUAAUUACUCACAGAAAUCCUGGUAUCAGAUGAUCUCAGCAGGGUUGAGGCAGAUUAUAUCAGCCAGACAAAGCAGCCUGAACAAACACUUUCAUAGUGAGUAUAAUGUAGAUAAGAGUCACUUUGAUGUAACAGAAAGCAGCAGUUUAGUGAUUAUUGGAGUUCGAGAGACGGAUCUGGGGUUUUAUUACUGUGGAGGACGAAAUGAUGAGACACACAUUCAGUUUGGGAAACUCAUCAGACUGAACUUUACAGGUGGCAGCAAUAAUGAAUCUUCAUCUGAGGCUUCAGAUUCACAGCCGCCUGCUAGAAAUGGGACUUGCUGGAUUACAAAUCUGAUUCUAAUUUGUGUGUGCUCCAUCUCCGUCCUUAUAAUCUGCAUGUGUGUGUUCUGCAGCAGGGUUCUAGGAAAAUAAUUAUCAUCAUGCAGAUGCUGCAGUCACAUCACCGAUCUCCACUAACAAGGAUUGAGGGUCAGGAACGACAAGGGGGAAGACCUCCUAUGUUCAAAGAACAGCAAGAGAGGGAGAUAGUAAACAUGGUUUUGGCCAACAAUGUUAUAACACUCAAUCAGCUCCAAGCUAACAUUAUCAACGAUAUCCAUCAGGUUUCAACAUCAACAAUAGCACGCAUCCUAAAAAAAACAUAUUUAAAUGAAGCAAAUUUAUCGAGUGCCUUUCGAUCGCAAUUUCGAAAGGGUGAAACGACUGCGGCAUGAUUAUGCAGAGGGAUGUAUUCACUUUAGCAGUGUGUUCUUGCAUACUGUCUCAUAAUCUUUUUCUGUACUGUAAUAUGUAAACUAGAUCUACACUGAACUACACAAUUUUGCAUUACACAUAACACACAUCACAUCAUAACCUUGUGCUCCAGAACAUCUGAUCACAUCACAUUAUCAGCUUGUGCUGUUACAGUUUUUUCUGAUUGCUUAAGCACAUUUUUUGUAACUAUUGGCUGUUUUUGCAAAACUCUACACACAAAUAAGAAAACCUUUCACCCAAUUAUCAAAACAUUGUAGUUCUCUUGCAAAAGCGAACACAGCUAGAUUAACUCUUCACACCUUCGUAAAAAUAGUGUUUUCAUAUCAAACAGUAAACACAAGCCAUCAUCUACUAAGCACACAAUGUGCCAACUACACACUGAUGGUAUGAAUACAAAACACAUCUGGCUUUUGCUUUCUCUGUGUACAGAUGUCAAUUUGAGGUCAUACUUUUGUCAAAGUGUCAUAUAAACAUACAAGGAUCCAAACUUCAAGUAUUGGUGUUUAUUCACACUCAUCAAAACCAAGACAAAGUCAGAACACAAAAUAGUAAUUUCACAAAAAA